This is a messenger RNA of Funneliformis geosporum, 121 nucleotides long. The record is from the annotation of a GenBank genome assembly. Lineage: Eukaryota; Fungi; Glomeromycota; Glomeromycetes; Glomerales; Glomeraceae.
AUGUUUACUCGCUCAUUUACUGAACAUGUAGAAAAAUUUGCUGUUGCAGUAUCUUGUCUUGAUGAGUUCGAUACAGACGAAGAUAAACGUACUUAUUUGAGGUCUUUAAUAUCUCCGCCUG